This is a messenger RNA of Fusarium coffeatum, 327 nucleotides long. RefSeq lists its product as uncharacterized. The coding region runs from base 1 to 327 and encodes 108 amino acids. NCBI's taxonomy places the organism in Eukaryota, Fungi, Ascomycota, Sordariomycetes, Hypocreales, Nectriaceae. The transcript is spliced from 3 exons. The record is from RefSeq and is a predicted model, not a curated record. Gene Ontology annotation, cellular component: membrane.
AUGGCCGAACACCCUUCUUUCACUCUCGCUGCCCUUUUGUCUGCUGGCGGUACCGCUGGCUGGAUGCGCACUCGCUCUACACCGUCUCUCGUCGCUGGUGUCGGUCUCGGAGUUUCCUAUGCCUACGCCGGAUACCUUCUCAAGAACAACAAGGACUACGGCUCUGAGCUUGCCCUGGCAAACAGUGUUCUCCUGACUGGUUCCGCUAUUCCUAGAAUUAUUAAGACUGGUGGACGUGCUCCUGUUCCCAUCGCUCUCGGUGUUGUUGGUGGACUUGCGACUUAUUACUACCAGAAGAAGUUCCGCGAGUUCCGAUAUGGAGUUUGA